This is a messenger RNA of Nicrophorus vespilloides, 1140 nucleotides long. Its product is annotated as larval cuticle protein A2B-like. The record is from RefSeq and is a predicted model, not a curated record. Gene Ontology annotation, cellular component: extracellular matrix. Bases 170 to 949 code for a protein of 259 amino acids. The transcript has 3 exons. NCBI's taxonomy places the organism in Eukaryota, Metazoa, Arthropoda, Insecta, Coleoptera, Silphidae.
GAUCAAUGAAGUGUGAAUGAAUUAAAGGUACCAAUUGGAUAGUUUAAUCAAAAAGUUGUUCGGCGUUCAACCUUAUUAAAAUGCUUACAUCGAAAUGGGUACAUGCAUGCAACGAAAACGGCUGUAAGGUAGGUAGGUAGGCAUAACUGAGCGGAGUGGAGUGUGUAGAAUGGGAUUUGUGGAUUUUUCGAAACCGAUAAGUAAAAAGUGCGGAUGGAGGAACCUUGAAGGAAUAGAGCGAAGUAGUUGGGUUUGUGGUAUAAAUACCGGGCAGGGAUGGGGAUUGAGGAUUAGUAACAAUUGUGUAUCGCACAAGAAAACAGAAUCCACGAAUUCUAGGCACUCUAUACACAUUACUACAAUGGCUUUCUUUAAGAUCACGAUGUUUGCCCUCACCGUGGCCGCAGCCCAUGCAGGAAUUGCUCCAGCCUUGAGCUAUGCAGGAAUCGGUCAUGGUUUGGGAGGACCAGGACUUGGUCUUGGGCUUGGAGGAUACGCAGGUCACGGAUACGCGGCCGCUCCCAUAGCCGUGGCAGCAGCCCCAGUUGGAUUAGGAUAUGCCGGAGGACACGGAGGAGGUCAUGACGUCGACUAUUAUGCCCAUCCAAAAUACUCGUACAACUACGGAGUCGCUGAUGGUCUGACCGGUGAUCACAAGUCACAACACGAGAGCCGCGACGGUGAUGUCGUUAAGGGGUCGUACACCGUAGCCGAACCAGACGGUUCCGUGAGGGUCGUCGAUUACGUCGCCGAUGACCAUAACGGUUUCAACGCUGUUGUCAAGAAGAUUGGUCCAUCUGUUCAUGCCGCCCCCGUCCACGCCGCUCCCGUUGUUCACGCCGCCCCAGUUGUUGCUCCGAUCGGCGCUUACGCUGGACACGGUUACGCUGGACAAGGUUUGGGUGCUUACGGUCACGCUGGAAUCGGCGGCUACGGUCAUCAUUACUAGGAAGACACGACCAAAACUCACUGCAAAAACAAUUAAAGUAAAUUAUAUAUUUGUCCCUGUGCAUUUUGUAACGUCUCAUUGUUUCAAAACAUAUGAGGUGUGUCAGAUUCGACGCAAUUAUUUAUAAUUAUAUAAUUUACUUUAAUCACAAUCAACAUUGGUACUCGACACAAUCACUUUACGCUUUUCGU